AUGACACCUUCAUCCAAUAAUAUUCAGUUCAUGCUGGCAAUUAUUUUGCUUUUGCUACCCAUAGCAGCAAAAGGAUAUGAUAAUAUAUGUGACGCAGUGCAAUGUGGAAGGGGAAGUUGCGAGUCAGAUCCCGGCCUGAUCCCUUUUAACUUCAGAUGCAACUGCCAAAAUGGUUGGCGACGCACGCGUCUUAACAACGAACAAAAUCUUGAACAUCUUCCAUGCAUCAUCCCCGAUUGCUCUCUUGACUACUCAUGCAUGCCAUCUGCGCCACCACUUCCACCGGUUCCCAACGAUACAUCUUCCUUUGACCCAUGUGAUUGGAUCUACUGCGGGGAAGGGACGUGCAUGAGGGAUUCAACAUAUACGCACAGAUGCCAGUGCAAUUACGGUCAUUAUAAUUUGUUCAACAUCUCGGCUUUUCCAUGUUAUAGCGAUUGUGCCCUUGGAUCUGAUUGCGAAAGGCUAGGAAUUCGGGUCUCUCGCUCCACUUCAAACCCAUAUUUUAACAAUAAUUAUCGUAAUCAAGGUACACCCUUUUUGCCAAGGAAGUUCAACUGGAUAGUGAUUACGCUUAUAUCCAUUGUUAUGGGUCUCUGGGCCUCGUUGAGGUUGGCUCCCCAAGCUGUCCGUUUGUUGGAGUUUGAGACUUGGAGUUCAAAGUUCUUUGAAGAGAUCGAGUCGCCCUCCAGAUAUCUCCUUCAAAUCUUGUCGACUCGGGUUCAGAAUCUUGAGAAAGGAGUUGAAUUGGACUGUCAGUGGAUUGAAUUCGAUGAUGUCCGUUACCAUAUUCAGGCUACUAUGAAGAAUCCAAAUCUCUUAGUGCUAUCAGUAUCAUUACCUACACCACCUCCAGAAACUGUAUUUUUUGGGGGACUUCCUCCAGAAGCAAUAGAAGCCAUAAAGGCAGCAUAUGGAACGGUUGUGCACAUUCUUGAUCCUCCAAAGGAUGGUUUCAAUCUCACGGUGAAACUGAACCUGUCAAAACUUCCUCCAGAUGAAGAACACCGGCAAGAACUCCUGGGAAAGAUUGCAUCUAUUAGGGAAGUUGUACAGGGUGCACCGCUGAAAGCUGUUCUAAAACAACUUGUCUCAAGGACAGUUAAAUCUGAUUUAAAUAAGCUUAUUUCCCUAGUGCAUCGGCCAAAUGAGUCAUUUUUCGUUGUACCUCAGGCAGACAAGGUGACUGUGGUUUUCCCCAUGAGAUUCAAGGAUUCUGAAUUUGUGGACGCAAGGAGAACUGCUGGACUUGGCAAUGCCCCUCAAUGUUUGUGGUCUCCUUCUCCCCCGCAAGAACUGAAAGGAGCUCCUGCUGAAGCAUUAUUGGCAAAUGCUGGAUUUGUCAGUUUUGUCAUUUCCCCACGUCAUGUGGAAGGCAGAAAGCUGGACAGAACUGUUUGGAGCUUAUCAACAUUUCAUGCUUAUGUUAGUUACCAUGUCAAGUGUUCAGAAGGCUUCAUGCAUACUCGGAUGAGGCGACGUGUAGAGUCACUGAUAGAGGCUUUAGAUCGUGCCAAACCAGAUUGGAAGAAGGUGAAGAAGGCUGUACAAACUAGAUCCUUUAAAAGACUGAGCAUCAAUGAUGGACGGGCAACUUCAAAUUCCAGAAACUAUUUAGCUGCAAAAGAACAUGAAAAUAAUGCUAGUGCUCCUGAGCAGCAGCUGGACGAGCGAUUGAGUUUCUUACCUGAGUUAAUGGCAUCAGCAAAAAAGGCGGCAUUGCAGGGUGUGAAGGAGGUGAAAGAUAGAGUGCAAGAAGAUGCUGGCCUGGGCAUUGAGCUUAAUGCUAUUGCAAAAGAAGAUGAUCAUAAUGUCACAGAUGAAGUGGAUGGCAGCGGUGACUUGGAGAUUGAUUCUGAUAAUGAUAAUAUUAACAUUUCUAAGAUAGAGCCAACCAAAGCUGAGGCAGAGGCAAUUGACAGAGGAUUGCAGUCAAUAAAAAAUGAAGAUCUGGAAGAAAUCCGGGAAUUAGGAUCUGGCACAUAUGGCGCUGUGUAUCAUGGCAAGUGGAAGGGCUCUGACGUUGCAAUAAAGAGAAUCAAAGCCAGCUGUUUUGCGGGAAAGCCAUCUGAAAGGGAACGCCUGGUUAAGUUUGUUAUACCUUUCAUGACUCUUUUAAGAAUAACCAAUCCAUGGAUAGUGACGAUGAGCGCCAUCAUCGCUAUUGUACGACGCGACGAUGAGCGCUGCUGCGGGGCGGUGCCUGUGUCGAAUUGUGAUGAUGGUUUUUUCGGCGCAAGCGACGGCAUCGAAAGGUCCAGUGGUGCUGUAGUCGGAGGGGAGAGCAAGAGAGAUUAG
Molecule: messenger RNA, 2298 nt
Organism: Fraxinus pennsylvanica
Lineage: Eukaryota; Viridiplantae; Streptophyta; Magnoliopsida; Lamiales; Oleaceae
Source: the annotation of a GenBank genome assembly